GGGGUGGUGUUCCUAUUCCAAAAUAGUACGUAUUUUAUAAUUAGGGUUUUUUUCUGAUACCUAGAUCCAUCCCGUCAGCACUGUUGCUUUUUUCUCGGUGGCAUAUUAUAGGAAAACGCAAGUAUAGCCUCAGACCCACAUUUUUUCAGAUAAAAGUGUGCCUGGUUUGAAAAUAAGCAUCCAUAUAUAUAGAAGCCUAUUUAUGUACAUGGAUAUUUAUAAUACCGAGAGUGUAUAGGUUGAGCAUUAAUUUAAAUUAUGCUAAACUACGAAGUAGCGCGGAGUGAACCUGGAGCAUAUGCAGUAAACAUUUCUUGUUUUGCAGUUCAUCUGAACAGCAUUCAUGCUGCUUAAACGAAAUAAGACGGUUACGUAAGUUUUCCAGCGGCGUGGAGCGCCAUCCUUCCCGGACCUGCAUCCGCCUGAUCUGUACCUAAAAACGGAACUGUCUGACUCAUUGUCACACACGUCUCCCUCAUUCUGUUGUCAAAAUUUCCUAUCCUUCUUCCAGUCGCUGUUCCCGGACAUGGUCGCGGAAGCCGGUGGCCUGGAGCCCAUCCCAGGCAGCAUAGGGCACACAACAGGGGCUCGCACUUUUAUACACAGUGGGCUAUUUAGAGAUACCAAAUAGCCUAACUGCAUGCAUUGAUUGUGAAAGUGUGAUUUAUAAGACGCGGGGUCAAAACCUCUGCUUUCUUAUGAUGGUUAAAUCUAGGCAAAAGCUAAAUCGAAGAUGUUUCCCAGCGCUCGACACAAGAACUUAUUCUAAUACGGAGCUGCUCGUUUUAAUACACUCAGCUGUAAAACCAAAAAUGACUUUCAAGCUUAUUAAUAUUUUUAAUAUUGUCAUUUAAUUUAAAAUGAAAUAUUGUGGCAUUUAAAUAUAAUGUUGCCAUAACUAUUUUGAACUACUUUUACACAUUACGGCACAAAUAUUUCAGAUGAUGAAAAUGAAGAAGUAUUUGUAUUUUGGCGAAAAACAAGACAAGUUGUCAUGUUUUCUUCACUCCCAAUACAAACGUGUUCGGAGCAGAUAAUCCAAUUGGUCAGCGUGAAAGAGAGCGUCGGCCAAUCAGGAUACAGAGCGCGAAUGCACUCGGAAGUGGAAAAGCGCUGCAUGAAUUGCCUUAGGACCUGUAGAUAAUGUAGUGACUAAUUUCGAUACAGAUGACAACUUGGUUGUCUUGAUAUUUCUUAGUAGUGUGUGUUUCUGCACAGUAACCUAUUUAUGGCUAAAGGAUUUCAUUUUGUAGUUAAAGUCUAAUGAUCCGCUUAUUUAUGGGUGUGUUUUGAAAAAUGUGGUGAUUCUUGUCGAACUUAUCCGACUUAACCAAAGCGUUAUAAUGUCUUUGGAGGCGUCUGGCAUCUCUGUGUCCGGGCACAGGCGGUCUUUCUCGGAUCUUCUUGCGGCCCAUAAGGCGAAGAGACCCAGACAUCAAAGCGAAGCCGAACUGCGCGAAACGGCGGUCCAGCUGCUCGACCGGCACCAGAACCUGUCCGCUUUGCUUCUGGAGGGGAGCACCAGUGUGUCCGAGGCUCAGACGGACCUUUGUGAGGAGAAUCCUGCACCGAGAGCUCCUCCCUUUUCUGGGGCCGGACCUCCAUCUGACCUUGAAGACUCUCUUAUAGUGCAUGCUCUGCAGAGGCAAGCCGUGGAGCUGGGAGUCCCAGUGGGCGUGGUCUCCUCCAAGAUGGCAACAGAGAGAGUGGUAGAUCUGAUGGGACGUACAGCAGGUUGUGCCAGGGGGGCGCUGUUGAGCUCCAUUCGGAGGGCUGAGCUCUCGGCGCUGGUGCGCUCCAUUCAGGGGCUGCUCUCCCAAAGGGCCUUCAGCCCCCAUAUCUUCUGCCGCGAGCUCUGGAAGUGUCAGCAGCCCACGCUGGAGGUGGCCUGGCUUCUCCACUCGGGAAACGUCGUCACCCUGGAGCACAUCCUGGAAAGUGAGGAGGGAGGCGUGGCAUGGCUCGGAGCGGAGCUGAAGGCUCUGUGUGGAGUGGAGGAGGAUAAGGAAGCGCAGCAGCAAGUCCUCGCAGGCGUGGUGUCAGUUCUGCUGCAGGCCGGAUUCCGGGACCCCCCAGGUGACGCCUCCCAGCUCUGCGUGGCGGUGCUGGACGACAUGCUGUCAUGGGUGCUGGACGGCUUGCAGCAGGGGGGAGAUCUGCACUCUGGGACAGAAGCGGCUGGAUCCUGGGUUUGGGUGCUGGACCUGACGCUGGGUCGGGCGUCCCCCUCGGACGCUGUGCUGCGGCGUUUCUUCACGCGCUGCCUCACUCAGGUCCUCACCUGCCAGCCGCAGUUCAAAGUGUCGGAUGCCAUAGCCAACCAGAGUGAGUGGACCUUCGCUAAGACCCCCCGCCCUCUCACAGCUUUGUACCGUAAGCUCGCGGUGCCCUUCAGCGUGGAUGAGCUGCUUUGUCACCUGCGGAAUGUUCUAGAAACCCAUGAGGUUAACUGGCAGCAUGUGCUGUCCUUUGUGUCCACCCUGUUGGUGUAUGACGCGCAGGCUCUACGUACCCUCACAGAGCUCCUCUCCCAACUCCUGAACGUGGCCUUUGAAAGCUACGACCUGGAAAACAUGAUCACCGCUUUCCUGCUGUCUCGCCAGGGGGCGCUGGAGGGUCCCACCGUCUUCCCCUCCUACGGCGAGUGGUUCAAGGCAUCCUUCGGGAGUGCCGGCGGUUGCUACGGCAACAGUAAAAAGUCUGUAGUGUUCCUGAUGAAGUUUCUGUCGGACCUCGUGCCCUUCGACCCGCCGCAGUACCUGAAGGUACACAUUCUUCACCCCCCCUACGUUCCGGUGAAGCACCGCACUCUCUUGCAGGAGUAUGUGUCUCUCGCUAAGACCCGGCUGGCUGACCUGAAGGUCUCCGUGGAUGAGAUGGGGUUGUAUGAGGACUCGUCUGGGGCUGACGUUCCAAUGCAGCCCGGCUGCCAGGCUCCCCAGGACGUGGAGAAGGCCAUCCGGCUGUUUGAGAGCACCGGCAAGAUCUCGGCCGCCGUCAUGGAGGCCAGCAUCUUCAGGAGGCAGUACUUCCUGACCCGCUUCCUGCCAGCCCUGCUGAUGCCGCGUGCGCUUCCUGAUAGCUCUGACUCCCAGAUGUCCUUCAUCGAGUCCCUGAGGAGGGCGGAGAAGAUCCCAGCAUCACUGUACAGUGCCUACACCCAGUCCUGCGAGAGGGAGAGGCUAAGGCGGGAACACGGUGGAGGUGCAGGCCUGGAGGUGCUGAAGGAUCUGGAGCCCCAGGAGAGACUGCAGGCAGAACUCCAGGAGCUGGGGAUCCUGCUGUCAGCACCUGGGACGGAGGAGGAAGUGUUGGCUCAGCUCGCCCGGAUUUCCGAAUCCUUGGCGCUCCUGAUUCCCGAACGGCCUGACGAGACAGCGGUCCAGGUGACGCUGUGCCUCCAUCCGGACUCCCCGGCUUCCCCGGACCCGGAGCACCAGCGGAUCGCUGACGUGAUGCUGAGGGGCUUCUGCCAAAGUUUGAUGGACGCCUCAAGGCUGCGGCCCCCAGACAGGCAGGGCCCGUGGGCCAGCCGUUUUGUCCAGAUGUUACUGGGACACAGGAAGCUGGCGGCGAGUCUCCUGCAGCGCCUUUGGGGCCUGAUCUGCGAGCAGGGGGCGACGCUGGGAGCCGCACACGUUCUGGGUCUCGCCGCGUUCCUCGUGCACCUACACGAGUCCAGAGCCCGCUGUCCCUUGGCUGUACCUGGGCCCGGCUGGCCCCCCUACCCUGUGCCUUUCUCCGAAGCCCUGGGCGCCUCCCUGCCUUGCAGCACUGCCCCGGAAAUGGCCUUCGCCCUCAGGUUCUGCGCGGCGUCCGUGUGCUACGCCCUGUGUCGCUUCGCCCUGCCGGCCGAGAACCUGCAGGAGGGCUUCCCCGCCAGCUUGUGGAAGAAGGUGUGA
Molecule: messenger RNA, 3902 nt
Organism: Paramormyrops kingsleyae
Lineage: Eukaryota; Metazoa; Chordata; Actinopteri; Osteoglossiformes; Mormyridae
Source: RefSeq, a predicted model, not a curated record